AGGCGAGCCUGCAGCGUGAGAAACCUCAAGCAUUUAAGGGACUUUGUGGAUAUUUUGGUGCGGCCAUAUUGCAGAGCAGUAAAUUGUGCUCGGUUUGGGGAUGGCACGCAGGCAGCAGGUCAGAAGAAUUUGAGGCGUGACUGGAGGGGCUGCCCCAACUCAGGUCUGUUCCUUGUUAAACUGUUCAACUGGGAGCCGUUUUCAAGAGGAAGGGGAACGAACAAAUGGUUCAGCCUGAAAACUAUGUUAGAAAGAAAGUUCAUCAGUCGACAGAGAAACUAUUGUUCUUGCAAGCAACAUGGCCUCCUUCGACAGCAACGAGUCCAGCCAAACCAAUUUCAGCGCCUUCUACUGUGAGUUCAGUGAAGAAUUCAAAUACAUCCUCCUUCCCGUCAGCUACGCUCUGGUGUUCGUGAUCGGCCUGGCGCUCAACGCCACGGCGCUCUACGUGAUGGUGUUCCGCACCAAGCGCUGGAACCCCGCCACCAUCUACAUGUUCAACCUGACCAUGUGUGACACGCUCUACGUCCUCACUCUGCCCUUCCUCAUCUACUACUACGCCGACGAGAACGACUGGCCCUUCAGCGAACCCUUCUGCAAGGCCAUACGCUUCCUGUUUUAUGCCAACCUAUAUGGUUCCAUUCUGUUCCUGUGCUGUAUCAGUCUGCUCCGAUUCAUCGGCAUCUGUUACCCCGUGCGCUCCCUCGGCUGGGUCAGCGCUCGCCAGGCCAAGCUGAUCUCAGUGGCAGUGUGGGCCUGUGUCUUACUGUGCCAAGCGCCUGUCCUCUACUUCUCACGAAUCAGGGACACGGAAAGCGAGCGACUGUGCUACGACACCACCAGCCCGGAGCUGUUUGACGACUUCCUGGUGUACAGCUCCGUGGUGUCUGUGAUCAUGUUCGCCUUGCCCUUCAUGGUGGUGAUGGUGUGCUACGGACUCAUGGUGAGGAAGCUUCUGGAGCCGGGAGCGGGAGGAGGGGAGAGGGGCGGCCGGAUCGCCUCCAGAUCCAAACAGAAGUCAGUGAAGAUGAUCAUCAUCGUGCUGGCUGCGUUCAUGCUGUGCUUCCUGCCCUUCCACCUCACCAGGAGUCUGUACUACUCCUUCAGAUACCUGAGGCAGGUCAACCCGGCACAGGUUAGCUGCAGUUUGGUGGAAGGCUCCAGCGUGGCCUACAAGAUCACAAGACCUUUGGCCAGUGCCAACAGCUGUGUGGAUCCCAUCCUCUACUUCCUGGCCGGGCAGGACGUCCGCAGCAAUCUCGCCAGGAAGAACAGACUGUCUUCGCCGAAAUCAAAAAACCGGAACCAAAACUUGACGACACAACUCUGAGCAGAUGGCUGGAACUAUCUGAGAGUCAGACCAUCUCCAAGAACUCUGAGUGGCUGUUUGUCAAUCCUCUCUCAAGGCUGAUACUGUAUCUGCACAAUUACACUGUUGUCAUUUUCACUGAGACUGAAAAGAGAUGCUCUGGAGGUAAACCAACAGAGAAUGUCAGGAUACCGAGGGAGAAGAAUUCAGCACAGGAUUUAUAGCAAUCGAGAAGAGUCUGAGUUGCGCAGAGAGCUGCAGGGAAGUAUGAAAACAACUGAGUGUGAGAGUGUGUGUGUGUGUGUGUGUGUGUGUGUGUGUGUGUGUGUGUGUGUGUGUGUGUGUGUGUGUGUGUGUGUGUGUGUGUGUGUGUGUGUGUGUGUGUAUGUUCCCACAGUCUGCAGGUGCAGGGAGUGAUGAGUCCGUCCUUUUUCCCAGCGCAUCCCUUCCUUAUCAGACACCGUGCGAACAGUGUAAAUGUACACGCGUCGUUUGCAUAAAUGAAAUUUAAACGCACGGUUGUUCACACCUAUGAGCAUUUUAGAGCAACCAGUUGACUUCUUAUGCAUGUUUCUGGAUUAUGGAGGGAAACGGAAGUACCCGGUCAUGCACAGGGAAAAUGUGCAACUCUGCACAAAGGCUGAGAAGCACUACUCCACAGACAUUUCCACAGAAAAUACACGAGAAUCACACGCUGCAUCUCUGACUGAAGGCAAUUCGCCCUUUUACUGAUUUAAGAAUAUGACAGAGAUGGUGCUGUAACAUGUGAGAUGCAAAACAUUUUUAACAAAACAUCUUUAGGAUUUCGACCGUUGUGCCCUAUGUUUGUACAUUUGAAUAUGAAAAAAUGCAUUUUCUGUGUUUUGAGUCUCCCUGAUGCCUUUGUGUAUUAUUUAAUUCAAAGUGAGUGAAGGAAAUUUGAAAUGUCUGGAAAAAAAAUUAUGACUCUGUGUUUGUGUUGAUAUUGUCCUUGUAGGUUUGAAAUCAUAUCGAGUACGGGAAUUGUUUUUUUUAUGGACAGAUGCCUCUAGAAUAGAUAAAAUACCAAACUUUGAAACUUCCAUAUAUCUUAGGAUUUAAUGCACAGACAAUAAAUUACUUAAAACCUUUUUCUUUCACUUCAUUAUUUUAUCAUAAGGUGUGGAAAAUCCAAAUGGUCGUGUCUCGGAAUAUUUCAUUUUUGACCAGAGGCUACAGUUUUCACGAUUAAAGAUGAGAGUCAAAAUAUGAAGGUGGAAAUAAUGUCAGCACAUCAGCAAUAAAACGAGAGAAAGCAGUUGAGCAGGUUUCACUGCGCUGCAGGCUGCAGCUGAUGUUUUGAACAGUGAGAGAAGAGUCAGUGUGUCUCAGCUGAAGUCCCGUCUCCCAGACCUGACCACCAGGGGGCGAUAUUACACAACUGACAGCUCAGUUCUCAAGGUGAAGGCUCAUUUUCCAAAACUUUUUAAACCUUCUGUUUCAAUUUGGAAUAUCAUUGAAAAGUAAACUAAUUGAUUUGUACAGAUUUAACAUAUAA
Molecule: messenger RNA, 2825 nt
Organism: Salarias fasciatus (jewelled blenny)
Lineage: Eukaryota; Metazoa; Chordata; Actinopteri; Blenniiformes; Blenniidae
Gene: p2ry2.1
Product: purinergic receptor P2Y2, tandem duplicate 1
Exons: 5
Coding region: 299-1330 (343 amino acids)
Biological process (GO): G protein-coupled receptor signaling pathway
Cellular component (GO): plasma membrane
Molecular function (GO): A1 adenosine receptor binding; G protein-coupled UTP receptor activity
Source: RefSeq, a predicted model, not a curated record